This is a messenger RNA of Oncorhynchus mykiss (rainbow trout), 4535 nucleotides long. The record is from RefSeq and is a predicted model, not a curated record. NCBI's taxonomy places the organism in Eukaryota, Metazoa, Chordata, Actinopteri, Salmoniformes, Salmonidae.
GUUGGAUCCAUCAUAAUGCUUCUACAUUUUACAGUAUGCCAUGGCCUCUACUGGCCAAAGGUUAAACUAUUGCUAUGUUUAUGCUAUACUAUGGGGUUGAGUCACUAGACUUUGACCAAAUUUAUUGCAUCCAAAGAUCAACUGUAAAGUACCUAGAACAUAGAUAGAGAGCCACUUGUCAUCCAGAAGGUGCCUCAAUGUCUUGACAUGUUCUGGUUGUGAUUUAUUUCAGGCUACAAGGGGUCAGUGAUCUAAAAUGAGUCUCUCUGGGGAGAGAGAGGAGGGGGCCCCUACAUCUAAAAUGAGUCUCUCUGGGGAACAUGACAGGAAAGCUAUGAGUCCAAUCAAGCAGGAGAGACCAGCCUUCCCUGUACCCAGCUGUGUGUCCAUGAAGAGUGAUCGGUCUAUGCGUCAACCUAUAGUGUUUAGAGAGGGAGACUUUUCACCUGAACAAAGUCCAAUCAAGCAGGAGAGACCAGCCUUCCCUGUACCCAGCUGUGUGUCCAUGAAGAGUGAUCGGUCUAUGCGUCAACCUAUAGUGUUUAGAGAGGGAGACUUUUCACCUGAACAAAGAAACCAACAGGAUCGAUCAGAGAUUUUCAGUGGUCAGUCUUCCCAGAGUCAUCAAACAGACCUGGCCUCCAUAUUCAGUUUGCUUGAAGAGAAUAUUAUGACAUUUGUGAAGAAUGAGCUGACAAUGUUCAAGAGGAUUCUUAGUCCAGGAAUCCCAGAAGGCUUUGAGAGUCAGAAGCAGGAUAAGGAAGUGGUGGACGCUGAAGAUGAGAAGCAGGAGAGCAGUGCCAGAGAGGGGGCUCUGAAGAUCACAUUGCACAUCCUGAGGAAAAUGAACCAGAAGGAGCUUGCUGACACACUGGAGAAAAAUGAGCUUGCUGUGAUAUACAAACGUGAACUCAAAUCUAAUCUAAAGAAGAAGUUUCAAUGUGUAUUUGAGGGUAUCGCUAAACAAGGAAACCCAACACUUCUCAAUAAGAUCUACACAGAGCUCUACAUCACAGAGGGUGGAAAAGGAGAGGUCAAUAAUGAACAUGAGCUGAGACAGAUUGAGACAACAACCAGGAAACAAGCAAGACCAGAGACUCCAAUCAAAUGUAACAACAUCUUCAAACCCUUAACUGGACAAGACAAACUUAUCAGAACUGUGCUGACAAAGGGAGUUGCUGGCAUUGGAAAAACAGUCUCUGUGCAGAAGUUCAUCCUGGACUGGGCUGAAGGAAAAGCAAAUCAGGAUGUUCAAUUUGUAUUUUCAUUCCCUUUUCGGGAGCUGAAUUUAAUAAAAGGGAAAAAACACACUUUAAUUGAACUUCUCAAUCACUUCUCAAUGGAAACCAAACAAUCAAGGAUCUCCAAUUAUGACAAGUACAAAGUUCUGUUCAUCUUUGAUGGUUUGGAUGAGUGCCGACUGCCCCUAGACUUCCAGAAGAACAAGAUCUGUUGUGACGUCACAAAGUCAACCUCAGUAGAUGUUCUAUUGACAAAUCUCAUCAAGGGAAAUCUGCUUCCCUCUGCUCUUCUCUGGAUAACUACCCGACCUGCAGCAGCCAGCAAGAUCCCUUCGGGUUGUGUUGACCAGGUGACAGAGGUACGAGGGUUCAAUGACCCACAGAAGGAGGAGUACUUUAGAAAGAGAUUCAGUGAUGAGGAUCUGGCCAGCAGAAUCAUCUCGCACAUAAAGACAUCAAGGAGCCUCCACAUCAUGUGCCACAUUCCAGUAUUCUGUUGGAUUUCUGCAAUAGUCCUUGAACAUAUGCUGAAACAUAAGAGAGAAGAGAUGCCCAAGACUCUGACUGAGAUGUACACACACCUUGUGGUGUUUCAGACCAAACAAAAGAAUGGCAAGUAUCUUGGGAAAGAAGAGACCGAUCCACACUGGAAUAAAGAGAGCAUUCUGUCACUGGGAAAACUGGCUUUUCAACAGCUUGUGAAGGGAAAUAUAAUGUUCUAUGAAGAAGACCUGAAAGAGGCUGGCAUUGAUGUCAAUGAAGCCUCAGUGUACUCAGGAUUGUGCACACAGCUCUUUAAAGAUGAAUGUGGGCUGUACCAGGACAAGGUGUACUGCUUCGUACAUCUGAGCAUUCAGGAGUUUCUGGCUGCUGUAUAUGUGUUCCUCUCAUUCAUUAACAACAAUGAAAAUCUAAUGGUCAAACCUCAAUCAAUGCCCAGUAACUUUUUUGCGCUGUUCAGAAACAAGCAUGACGUUACUUUCUACAAGAGUGCUGUGGAUAAAGCAUUACAAAAUGAGACGGGAAACCUGGACCUUUUCCUCCGCUUCCUUCUGGGCCUCUCACUGGAGUCCAAUCAGAAGCACUUACGAGGUCUACUGACAAAGACAAGAAGCAGCUCACAAUGCCAUGAAGAAACAGUCAAGUACAUCAAGGAGAAGAUCAGGGAGAAUCCCUCUCCAGAGAGGUGCAUCAAUCUGUUCCAUUGUCUGAAUGAACUGAAUGACCAUUCUCUAGUGGAGGAGAUCCAAAGCUACCUGAGAUCUGGAAGUGUCUCCUGUGAAGAACUCUCACCUGCACAGUGGUCAGCUCUGAUCUUUGUGUUGCUGACUUCAGAAAAGGAGCUGGAUGUGUUUGACCUGAAAAAAUACUCCAGAUCAAAGGAAGGUGUUCUGAUGCUACUGCCAGUGGUCAAAGCAUCCAAAGCUGCUCUGCUGUCUGGCUGUGGAGUCACAGAGGAAAGCUGUACUUCUCUGGCUUCAGCUCUGAAGUCAAACCCCUCACACCUGAGAGUUCUGGAUCUGAGUAACAAUGACCUGAAGGAUUCAGGAGUGAAGCUGCUCUCUGCUGGCCUGGGGAAUCCCCGCUGUAAACUGGAGACUCUGAGGUUGUCAGCCUGUCAAGUCACAGAGGAAAGCUGUGCUUCUCUGGUCUCAGCUCUGAGGUCAAACCAAUCACACCUGAGAAGCCUGAAUCUGAGUAACAAUGACCUGAAGGAUUCAGGAGUGAAGCUGCUCUCUGCUGGACUGGGGAAUCCCCACUGUAAACUGGAAAGUCUAAGGUUGUCAGCCUGUCUAGUCACAGAGGAAGGCUGUUCUUCUCUGGUCUCUGCUCUGAGGUCAAAUCCCUCACACCUGAGAGAGCUGGAUCUGAGUAGCAAUGACCUGAAGGAUUCAGGAGUGAAGCUUCUCUCUGCUGGACUGGGGAAUCCUCACUGUAAACUGGAGACUCUGAGGCUGCCAGGCUGUCUAAUCACACAGGAAGGGUGUUCUUCUCUGGUCUCAGCUCUGAGGUCAAACCCCUCACACCUGAGAGAGCUGGAUCUGAGUAACAAUGACCUGAAGGAUUCAGGAGUGAAGCUGCUCUCUGCUGGACUGGGGAAUCCCCAUUGUAAACUGGAGACUCUGAGGCUGUCAGGCUGUCUAGUCACAGAGGAAGGCUGUGGUUCUCUGGUCUCAGCUUUGAGGUCAAACCCCUCACACCUGAGAGAACUGGACCUGAGCUACAAUCACCCAGGAGACUCAGGAGUCAGACUGCUCUCUGCUGGACUGGAGGAUCCACACUGCAGACUGGAGAAACUCAAUGUGGAACAUUGUGGAGAGAAGACAAUGAAACCUGGGCUUAGAAAAUAUGCCUGUGAUCUCACUCUGGACCCAAACACAGUAAACAGAUACCUCUCUCUGUCUGAGGGGAACAGAAAGGUGACAUGGAGUACAAAGGACCAGCCGUAUCCUGAUCACCCAGAGAGGUUUGAGGUCUGGGAACAGGAGCUGUGUAGAGAGGGUCUGACUGGGCGCUGUUACUGGGAGGCAGAGUGGAGUGGGAUAGGGGCUGAUAUGGGAGUGACAUAUAACGGAAUCAUCAGGAGAGGAAGGGGUAAUGAUAGUAGGCUUGGAUGGAAUGACAAGUCCUGGAGUCUGGACUGCUCUAACAACAGUUACAGAGCCUGGCACAAUAAUAAUACCACUACCAUAGACAUCCCAUCCUCCAGCUCCCACAGAGUAGGAGUGUAUCUGGACUGGCCAGCCGGCACUCUGUCCUUCUACAGAGUCUCCUCUGACACACUGACACACCUGUACACAUUCCACACCACAUUCACUGAGCCCCUCUAUCCAGGUUUUUAUGUUUGGUAUGACUCCUCAGUGUCCCUGUGUCAGGUGGUCCCUGUGUCAAACACAACAUGAUGUUUCACUCUAAUGGUCAUGUUCAGUAAGACACACUGGAGCAACAAUGUAGAAUAGCUCUCUAGUGUGUAAACAUAUGAUUGUAAACAUUAAUUAACACACACCAUUGAAAUUGACAGACAUUGCCAACUAGAGUCAUUCAUUAAUGUAAUUAAUCACCACAUUGUGUUGUAACACUUGUUUUCAUUUAGAAAUCAUUGAUCUUCUUGAUAUUGGACUUCUUGGUGUUUGGAAAUAUUGUUGUCUGUAGACUGUUUAUUUUUCAAAUUCUUGACACAACAAUCUUGUUUCUGAAUAAACUACAGUGCCUUGCGAAAGUAUUCGGCCCCCUUGAACUUUGCGACCUUUUGCCACAUUUCAGGCUUCAAACGUAAAGAUAUAAAACUGUAUU